CCUUCUUUCACUCAGUUGCCGACGACUGCGGACGGUCUUUUCGAGUCCAUACUUCACAAUGCCUCCGAAGAAGGAUACCAAGGGGUCGGCAAAGCAGCCGCAAAAGACCCAGAAGAAGAAGGAAGGAGGAUCCGGCGGCAAGGCCAAGAAGAAGAAGUGGUCGAAGGGAAAGGUCCGCGACAAGCUCAACAACCAGGUCCUGUUCGAUAAGGCCACGUACGACAAACUGUACAAGGAGGUUCCCGCCUACAAGCUGAUCACUCCGUCGGUCGUCUCGGAAAGGCUGAAGAUCCGUGGUUCGCUGGCCAAGCGAGGGCUGCGUGAACUGUGCCUGAAGGGCCUCAUCAAGCAGGUUGUGCACCACCACGCCCAGGUCAUCUAUACCCGUACCACCAAGGGCGACGAUCCGGUGGCGUAAAGCGGUCCGUCCGGGGAUUCCGUUGUUUGUUGUAAUAGUGCGCUGUGACCGAGUGCACACCGCACGGUGCUCUGGACUGCGAUUCUCCGGUGGUGUGCAACCCGCAAAUGUGUCGCCUCGCCAAGUGAACCAUCGGCACAGCAAUCGGCUUCGGAAUGAGGAAAAAAUAUACUUAUGAUUAAGUAA
Molecule: messenger RNA, 604 nt
Organism: Anopheles cruzii
Lineage: Eukaryota; Metazoa; Arthropoda; Insecta; Diptera; Culicidae
Gene: RpS25
Product: 40S ribosomal protein S25
Exons: 2
Coding region: 59-418 (119 amino acids)
Cellular component (GO): cytosolic small ribosomal subunit
Molecular function (GO): structural constituent of ribosome
Source: RefSeq, a predicted model, not a curated record